AUGAGAUUUACCCGGCGAGGGAAACUAAUUUUUACUACAAAGGAUCUGGGAUGCACAAAACAACUUCUUGGCUUAGAACAGAUUAACGAUACUAAAGUUACUUCAAACGUUAUUUGGGAAGGAGUUACUUCUAGAUUUCUGCUUAUUGAUAUGCUCACAUGUGUUCCACUCAAAGAAGUUGCAGAUGAACUGCGACAGUUUAAUGAUAUUGAAACCAGAGAGAUGAGACGUUUUGUCAAACAAAAUUCGACACAACAAACUUCAAUUCUCGUAACAAUUCUGGGUACUUCUCUUCCAGAUUCAGUUAAACUUUGGCUUACAUUCCAGAAAAUUCGACCUUUUAUCGAUCGGCCUAGACAGUGUUCAAAAUGUUACAAUUUCUUACACCUAUCUAGGAUAUGUUCGAAAGACCAAGUUUGCCAAUUAUGUGGAACAGAACACGUUGGAAAUUGUCAAAACCCAGUUAAAUGCAUUAACUGUCAAGGUUCUCAUGCAGCAACAUCUAAAGCAUGUUCCUUGUACGUCAAAGAACAACAAAUUUUGGAUCUAAAAUGUCGUAACCACCUCACUACAGGGGAAGCACGACGCUUAUUUAAUGCAUUAUCUAAUACAACUUAUGCGACUGUUGCUACAUCGAGCACGGAACCCAUUGACUUUGAAAAAUCUUUAAACGACAAAAUGGAAUCCAGCAUUCAAAACAUCAACAAAAAGAUGGAGCAGCAUUUCAAUGAGCUAUUGGAAAUAUUUCAAAAGACGGUCGAGUCUAUGGUGCAACAGUUAAUUCAUGUGAUUGACAAAGGUGAAAAAAUUAAAUCUCCAUCCAGGAAGAAAAAAGCUUUACUUAAUGCUUCGAAAAACUUCACUAGUUCUACUAGUCAACCCAUGCAAUGGGACGCUGGUGGCCCUGCUGGGACUUCGGAUUAA
Messenger RNA from Argiope bruennichi, 924 nucleotides. RefSeq lists its product as uncharacterized. The transcript has a single exon. The coding region runs from base 1 to 924 and encodes 307 amino acids. The record is from RefSeq and is a predicted model, not a curated record. Lineage: Eukaryota; Metazoa; Arthropoda; Arachnida; Araneae; Araneidae.